GGAAAUGUUUGCUGAGUUCACAAAAUGGCGGACCAGGUGGUCCUGUCCGUGACUCUAGACGCUCUAGACGCUUCGGAAGUGUUCAUCAUUUUGGAUGCGUCCAUAAGUUGGUUGUUUGGCCGUGAUUUUAACGACAUUGUUGACAUCACUGAUUAUUUUAUUUUUUUAUAACAAUUUCGAAUAGAACAAUUUUUAAAAAAACAUAUGUAUGAAUAAGCAUGAUUGUAAAAUAUUUGAAAGUAUUUACAAAAUUUAUUAAAUAAGUGAAAUGUUUUUAAUUAAUUAAGAAAAUAACUAUUAGAAUUACCAUUAGACUUCUUUAUUUAAUAAUUAUUUAAUAUAAUUCGGUAUAUUGACUUAAAUUAACCAUGGACGUCAGUGCAUUGUUUAGAGCAAGUGUAAAAACAGUAAGUCUCCGUCAAGAAUGUUUAAACAACAAUAAAACCAAACCUCCAUUAAGACAAAUACGGAUUGAAUCAGCAAUGCGUAAAAAAACUCAUGGGCUUGUCACACAAAUAACAGAGCUAAAGCAAUUUUUGUUAGAAAAUAGAGCAGCUUAUUUAAAUUUUUCUGGCCAUUUAAGCAGUAUAAGUCGUAUGAGUGAUGCUGAACGAGAUGAAAUUGACAGUAAAGUUCAAACAAUCAUUACAACAUGCUCUCAGAUGACAAAAGAAUUAAAAAGAGAGAUUGCAAGUCUAGAAGUAUCACAACAAAACCAUGAACACUUGGAGAUUAUGAUUUUCUUGAUAGAAGAAUAUUUGAAAAGUGUUUGUAAAAUCUACUCUGAACAAAAAGCAAUCCGUGUUAAGAAAUCAAUGGAAUUAAGAUCAUUAGCAAAAUUGGAAUUGAAUACAAAAUCGGAAUCUAUUGACAGUCGUUUGAAUAAACCCUCCACUAGUACAAGUAAUGAUUCAAGUGAUAAGAAAAAUUCUUCUUCAUCAAAUUCAAGUCCUUUGAAGGUGCAAGAGAUGAAUGGUGAUGUUAAUUCUAUGUCUUAUGAAGAAGAAUUAUCAAAAGAAGACAUUCAGAUGUUUGAAGCUGAAAAUGAAGUGCUUUACAAAGAAUUGAAUACCAUAACUGAAGAAGUGAAGCAAAUUGAGAGUAAAGUUAUUCAUAUAGCAGAAUUACAGGAGAUAUUUACUGAAAAAGUAUUGACUCAAGAUCGUGAUUUAGAUAAAUUAAUGACAACAGUUGUAGGAUCAACCGAAAAUGUUAAAAAUGCAAAUGAACAAAUUCGUCAAGCAAUUCAGAGAAAUGCCGGUUUACGAGUUUGGAUACUUUUCUUUUUGUUAGUUAUGUCUUUUUCACUUCUUUUUUUGGAUUGGUACAAUCCUUAAUUGAAGUUAAAAUUUUUUUUACAAUAGUAUUUUUUGUAAGUUUAUAAGAAAAUAAUGAAAUAAUGUUACAAAUAUAUUUGCCAAAAUAUGCCAAUAUAUUUCUUAUUAUAUCACCAGAACAAUUGUACAGAAUUGCUACAAUUUACAUAAUGAAAUAUGAUAAAGUAACGUAUUUAUAUUACAUGUACACAGUUCAAAUAUC
Messenger RNA from Chelonus insularis, 1539 nucleotides. It is a transcript of the gene Syx18, whose product is annotated as syntaxin 18. Gene Ontology annotation, biological process: retrograde vesicle-mediated transport, Golgi to endoplasmic reticulum. The transcript is spliced from 2 exons. Gene Ontology annotation, cellular component: SNARE complex; endoplasmic reticulum. The coding region runs from base 369 to 1337 and encodes 322 amino acids. The record is from RefSeq and is a predicted model, not a curated record. Lineage: Eukaryota; Metazoa; Arthropoda; Insecta; Hymenoptera; Braconidae.